AUUUUGACUACAUGGCGCUACGAUGCACUUAUUUGCAUUUACACUUCUGCUUAUGUGUCAGUCAGUGCAUUUACAUGGAGUUACGAGUAAAUGGAGAGAGUUGCGAAUGUGUUUACAAAUGACUUCUGGUUAAAAAUUAAUUUUUCACCGGUGUUUUUAAGUUUCACAAACAUUAAAAUCAAGAUAUAAUACUUUUUUGAAUUGUAAUUUAAUACUUUACAAUUAUGAUUACACAUUAUUUUCACCUUGCAUCAUACCCAAACGUAACAUUUUUGUUACAAUUAGGAAUAUCAUUAUCGAUAUCUCAAAAAAUUAAAAUAAUGAAUCUUUCAAGGUUUAAAUGCAUACAUAAAUACAUAAAUAUUUUGUUCCGAAGUCUGCUUUGCGGCUCAAACAUGCUUUUUUGCUUCUGCAAGAUAAGAUUAUUUUUUUAUUUACUUACGAAUUCGUUUUGCACUCAACGCGUCUUAAAUUAAUAUUAAUAUGAUUUUGCUGAACCUUGUAAUGAAACCAUUGUCUGUGAAUUGUGCGUCCUACAACAUCACAUAUUAUAGAAAAAGAAAAUAGUGAUCAUAUUUAUAUUAAAUAAUUAAAAUUGAUAUGAAAGAAGACGAAUAUGACUUCGAUUCGAUUCUACAAGAACUCGGGACGUUCGGAAAGUACCAAAGGAAGAAUUUUGUUAUGUUAUCAGUAGUGAUUGCGUUCUCUGCCAUGUCAUUAUCGUUUGUUUUCACAACCAGAAGCAGUAAUUAUAGAUGUUACAUAGAAGAAUGUGAUCCAAUUGAUAUAAAAGAAGCAAAAUAUAAUGUUCCUUGGCUGCAUGAUGUUACACCUUUUCAACACAAUCAUCCAAUCAUGUGUCAACGAUUUGAAAGUAGUUUACCAUUAACAGGGUAUGAAUUUAUUCCCAAUUGUAAUGGGAGUUAUUUUAGUGAUGAAUUCACGAGGAAAUGUGAUAAAUUUGUUUUUGAAAAUGGCGACGCAACAAUAGAACGUGAUUUUAAUUUAACAUGUUCUGAAAACAUGUGGAAAUUAUCAUUUGUUGGAUCAAUGGGUGAUUUUUCAGAGAUUCUAGGCCUUCCUUUGGUUGGAUAUAUCUCAGACAGGUUUGGGAGGCGUAAUGUUAUGAUUAUUGGCUGUGCAGCUUCCGCUUUACUUGGCGCGGGAAAAUCUUACUUGAAUUCUUAUGAACAUUUCUUGAUAUUUGAGUUUUUGGAAACCAUGAUUGGGUCAGGAAUAUUUAGUGCUGCAUAUGUUAUUGCAAUUGAAUUAGUAACACCUUCUCAUAGAGUGUUUUGCAGUACUUUACUAAUCUGCAUGUUCUCAUUGGGCGAAGCAUAUUUAUGUUUAAUUGCAUGGAUGACUGAAUCCUGGCGUCAAAUGUUGAGGAUUAUCUACUUUCCUGCUAUUUUAUUCCUUCUAUAUUAUUACCAUCUGAAUGAAUCAGUUAGAUGGUUGCUUGUCAAAGGAAAAACUCAAAAAGCUAAACAAAUUUUAAAAAAAGUUGCGAAGACUAAUGGAGUAACCCUAAAUGAUCGUGUCAUUGAAAAGAUUAACAUUGGUGCAGAUGAUGUUGAAGAUGGCAGCGAGGAAUCUAUUUGGAAAGUUUUCACCUCGCCGAUUUUAUGCAUGCGGUUUAUUUUUUGUGCGUUUGUUUGGUUAACCUGCACAUUUGUUUUCUAUGGUUUUAAUAUGAAAUCUGUGACGAUUUCGGGGAAUCUUUAUGUGAAUUACAUGAUUUCUGUACUGAUUGAAAUCCCUGCUAAUUUUAUAUGUUACUGGUUACUGGAUGGCAAAAGAAGAAAACCUGUUUUAUGCUGGUCGUUGUUAAUCACUGGCGUUCUAUGUUUUCUACUUUUGGUUUUACCAAUGGGUGAUUAUGAAAUUGUUAUUUUCUCAAUGGGAAAGUGUUGUAUUACAAUUUCUUUGUCGACAAUGUAUGUUUAUGCAGCGGAGGUUUUUCCAACUUCUGUGAGGCAUUCAUUGUUUGCUUGUUGUUCGAUUUUUGGAAGAAUUGGAGGAAUGGCCGCACCACAAAUUCCACUCAUGGCUGCUAUUUCACCGUCAUUUGUUUAUACUUUAUUUAUGUCGAUGACGUUGUUAUCAUCCAUGUUGAUAUUGACAUUCCCAGAGAGUGUGGAUACGAAAUUGCCGGAUACAGUCAGUCAAGCAGCUGCAAUUGGACAUAAAACUAGAGAAUGAUUUAAUUAAACAUUUUUAUUUAUUGAUGAUGCUAAGGAUGUAAAAUUA
Dalotia coriaria is the source of this 2250-nucleotide messenger RNA. Its product is annotated as organic cation transporter-like protein. Lineage: Eukaryota; Metazoa; Arthropoda; Insecta; Coleoptera; Staphylinidae. Gene Ontology annotation, cellular component: membrane. The record is from RefSeq and is a predicted model, not a curated record. The transcript is spliced from 8 exons. The coding region runs from base 601 to 2202 and encodes 533 amino acids. Gene Ontology annotation, biological process: transmembrane transport. Gene Ontology annotation, molecular function: transmembrane transporter activity.